GCGGCGUGAAGUGGGGCGAGAGUGAAAUUGACACAGGUGUAUAGACUACAAUCGGGGGCAACAUAAUACUUAUUUUACUUUCAGUGGAGAUCAGAGAACAUUUGAGACUAGAGAAGCAGAGAGUGGAGUUGUAAUGGCGAAGAGGAUCGCGGACAAGGAGCUGAAUGACAGGAACUGGGAUCAGGAAGAUGAAGGAGAGGAGGCGGGGACAUUCUCCAUCGCAAGUGAAGAUGUGCUGAAGAACAGGCCUAUUAAAAAGGCGAAGCGUCGGACACCAGGAACAGAGGGCGAGAGCGGGACAGCUUUUAAAGCAUUUAAAGGGUUCUCUCUGAAUCCGUCUGCGACGGGAGGGGGAGCAGGGUUUGGCGGUUUUGGAAACGGCACAGGAUUUAAGUCCUUGGCAGGCAUUGCCAACGGGAACAGCAGAGCGACCACCACCCCUUCCUUCGCCGCCUUCACCUCCACUGCCACGGCCAGCACACCCACCGGCUCAUUGACAUUCAACGGCCCCGCCUCCUCCACGCCCCCAGCUGCUGAGGUCACAAGCAGGCAGCCCAACGGCUCCGCCCCCAGCCUGGCUCAGAGCUCCAGCAGCAGCAGCAGCAGCAACAGCAGGGAAUACAGCCGGCAGCUGACCGCGCUCAACUGCUCCGUCAGGGACUGGAUCGCCAAGCAUGUCAACGACAACCCCCUGUGCGACCUCAACCCCAUCUUCCGGGACUACGAGCGGCACCUGGCCAGCAUCGAGCAGAAGUACGGGGCUGCCGCCGCCGCUGCCGCCGAGAGCGAGGAGAAGGGGGCCGGGGGGAAGCAGGGGGGGUCUCAGCCGGUCGCUGCGCCCGCGACGUCCGGCAGCCUAGCCCCGUCGUCGGGGACAGCAGCCCCUGCCGUGCUCUCGCAGAGUAAGGAGAAAGAGAGCACCUCGGUCCCUGCUGGCGUCACCUUCAACUUUGGGAAGAAGGUGGACAGCUCUGUGCUGGGGACCCUGGGGGCCGGCGGUGCCCCCCCAACCUUCUCCUUCUCCAGCCAAGGCUCCACAGGAUCCCUGUUCGGGGGGCAGGGGUCCACCACCGCCCCCGCCUCAGCGGCCACCUUCUCCUUCGGGGCAGCAAAGACCGAGGCGUCCAGCAACAGCCCGGCUGAAGAUCAGAACGGAGGAGCAGAUGAGGAGUCGGAGGAGCCCCCCAAGCCGGUGGUGACGGAAGUGAAGGAGGAAGAUGCCUUCUACUCCAAAAAGUGCAAACUGUUUUACAAGAAGGAGAACGAGUUCAAGGAGAAGGGAGUGGGGACGCUGCAUCUGAAGCAGGUGGCGGACGGGAAGCUUCAGCUUCUAGUCCGUGCCGACACCAAUCUAGGAAACAUUCUGCUGAACAUCAUGGUGCCGGCGUCCAUGCCCUGCUCACGGACGGGCAAGAACAACGUCAUGGUGGUAUGCGUGCCCAACCCGCCCGUGGACGACAAGAACCCCACCGCCCCCGUCCCACUGCUGAUCCGAGUCAAAACGGCGGAGGACGCCGAUGAACUGCACAAAAUGCUACAGGAGAAGAAGGCGUGAAGCCCCGCCCCCUCCCUUCCCCUCCCCUCCCCACCCUACCCGCUGACGCACCAAAAUCUGAAAACUGGCCACAUGGUUUUAACAGAUUGCACCCACCCCCCCCCCAGACCCCGCAUCCUGACCCCUCCCCUCCAUCAGCUGUGUAAAAGGUAACGUGGGCCUGACGAGGUCUGUGAUGCCGCAUUGUGAAGCCUCUGAGGCUUGUCUCUCACACAUGUUCUUAAUUCAUUAGUAUUUUGAAAUAAAGGCCCCUGUUAUUUGCAUGCCUGUACAUAUUGUAGUCGGGAGUUCAGAAACGAAUCGAUGGCCACUGUGAAAUCUGGAGGAGGAGGAAAAACAAAUCUGAAAUGUUUUUGUGGCCUUGGUCACUCUUUUUUUUUUUUUGCAUCAGCGAAAACGCUGGCCUCAACUCUUUAGAAAAUGAAAGGAAGUCUAUUCAACCGUUUUUAAUGAUUAAAAAAAAGAUGGAUUUGAUUAGGACUAGAGUGGUUUCUGGAACAUUCCGUCAAGUUUGAAUUUUGCUGCUAUCUUUUCAUUUAUUCAAAGAUGCAAGAUCAGUUAAGGGGAAGAAGCUGACGUCAGGCGGUGUAUUAUAGUUCAGAUGUUCUAGCGGUACUGUUUUGAUUUGGACAGAGCUGUGCCAGAGAAAGUGUGAAAAGUCGGUGCUUUACAGGAGUGUGAUCGGCUUGAAUGUUUUGUACUCAUUGCGCCUGAUCUUUGUUUAAAAAAAAUUAUGAAACUUAGUGCAAGUUCUGAAACUGCUUGCCUCUUCAGCUAAAAAGGAAAAAAAAAUACAGAAUGAGUAUGAAUGAGCACAUCUUUUGGACACUGCUGCGUGUUAGGAGUCUUGUAACCUGUAAAUUUUAGAUUAUUGAGGUUACAGUUCAUCAUCAGUUUGUGUUUGCAGAAACCGUUAAUUGUACCAGUAGAUGUUUUCCGUUUUCUUCAAAACUUGAAUGAUCUAUUUUUUUAGUGUUUUUUCUGGCUAUUUGCUGUAAAUGGCCUAAUGUAGAGUAUUUAUUCUAGCAUACGCAACAUGUGCUCUUGUUAAAUGGGUUUUGAGGAGUCCUUCCCCUGAAUUUCAGUGCAGCUGAACCCGGUUCAGCCCCCCCUCCCCCACAGGACAGAAUGAUGUCAGAGUGAAUUUGUUCCACACACUGUCUUAACGUCCCCCCCCCACCUUGAGAUUGCUAGUGAUCAAGUCCACAAUACAUGCCGCUUGUUUUUAUACCUGGCAGUCCGUGUCGAAGUGGAUCUCGUCACCGUUAUUUUCCAAGUGUCCUUUGUGUCGCCUUCGGUGAGGGGAGGCAGCCACGUGCAAAGGUGCCCGACGCGUUUGUAAAAGUGAUUGGUCAAUAAACCACUACACGUUUCACUUUCACACGCUGUCCUUGUCUCUGUCAGGAUUCAGACAAACUCAUAUCGUCAUGUAGACUCAGCUCCCCUGUGGCUGUGAGAAUUUCAGAAAGGUUAACACUCACCCCUGAAGAGUUUGGUCCCUGUGCACGUUCCGAUCAUAAAUGAGGUUCUAGUUUUACAAUGUAUACACAACACAAUUCUGAUAUGUGGAAAGCCUAUUUAUGCCAGACUUGUGAUUAACUGGUUUUGUUUCAUUCGAGCUGAAAUGGCUUGACCUACUUCCCGGUACCUUCAGAGUAGCUGUUCUCUGAUCAGCCAGCAAGUGCAACUAUGCCCCUUCAGCUGAGCUGACCAAAGAUCUGCAUUUCCCUGACUGGGUACUGUUGGUGCCACUAGGGGGAGCCAUAGCUAUAGCUUGUUUAA
Messenger RNA from Megalops cyprinoides (Indo-Pacific tarpon), 3337 nucleotides. It is a transcript of the gene nup50, whose product is annotated as nucleoporin 50. The record is from RefSeq and is a predicted model, not a curated record. Bases 134 to 1555 code for a protein of 473 amino acids. Gene Ontology annotation, cellular component: nuclear pore. The transcript has 8 exons. NCBI's taxonomy places the organism in Eukaryota, Metazoa, Chordata, Actinopteri, Elopiformes, Megalopidae. Gene Ontology annotation, biological process: protein import into nucleus.